Messenger RNA from Quercus robur (English oak), 2870 nucleotides. Its product is annotated as metal tolerance protein 9-like. Bases 246 to 2108 code for a protein of 620 amino acids. Gene Ontology annotation, molecular function: monoatomic cation transmembrane transporter activity. The transcript has 7 exons. Gene Ontology annotation, biological process: transmembrane transport; monoatomic cation transport. The record is from RefSeq and is a predicted model, not a curated record. NCBI's taxonomy places the organism in Eukaryota, Viridiplantae, Streptophyta, Magnoliopsida, Fagales, Fagaceae. Gene Ontology annotation, cellular component: membrane.
AUUCAGUUUGCAACGAAGCUUCAUAUAGUGUCUAUUUUAGUCUUUUCCCAAUUUCGUUUACCGCGUUUUAUAAAGUGAAACCCGAACCUUCAUCACUCAUCAGUCUCAUCUUCUUUACAUAUAAAAGAGCCAACAGUCUCAUUUUCACUAGAAGAGUAGUAGCAAUCAAACCCCAAAACCUCAGCAAUCUGCUUUUUAUUCUUUUUGUGUCUUUUUGAGAGAGAGAGAGAGAGAGAGAGAGAGAGAUGGAACCUCUUUUGCUACCAGAGGUGGAGAAUUCGUCUGCGCCAUGGAAGGGAGAGAUAGGGGGAAACAAUGGGAGCAAAAUGGAGGCAUCUUUGUCCCUAGACGUGGAGAAAAAGGACAUAUCGUCGUCUAUGUCAAGGAGGAGAGAGAGAGGGGCAAACUCUAAGAGCAAAACGGAGCCUCUUUUGCCACCAGAGGUGGAGAAUUCGUCUGCGCCGUGUAAGGGAGAGAUAGAGCGAAACAAUGGGAGCAAAAUGGAGCUUCCUUUGUUCACAGUUAUAAAGAAAAUGGACAUGUCGUUGUCCAUGUCAAGGAGGAGAGAGAGAGAGGCAAACUUUGAGAGCAAAGCGAAGCCUCUUUUGCCACCAGACGUGAAAGGCACGGUGGAGGAAAACAUUGACAGCAAAAUGAAGCCUCUAUUGCCACUACAAGUGGAGAAAAACGACAUGUCUUCUAAUGCAUGGAGGACAAAUCUGCAAGAGUUCCCUGCAUUUCCUGAAAGAAGGGAUGGUGAACAUAUCUCCUUCACUCUGCGCCAUCCUCUUCGUACCCCAAACGUGAAAGGCAUAGUGGAAGCAGACAUUGAGAGCAAAACAGAGCCUCUUUUGCCUCAAGACAUGAAGGAGGGCAUUGUGGAGGCAGACAUUGAGAGCAAAAUGGAGCCUCUUUUGCCAACAGACGUGAGAAGCAUAAUGGUGGAGGCAAACAUUGAGAGCAAAACAGAGCCUCUUCUGUCAUCAGCCGUGGAGAAGGAGGACAUGUCAUGGAGGAUAAAUCUGGAAGGGUUCCCUAAAUUGCCUGAAAGAAGGGAUGCUGAACAUGGCUCCUCGAUUCUACGCUUUCUUCGUACCCCAAGGAAACAACGCAAGGUCAAUGAUUACUACAAGAAACUAGAAAGGCUAAUUGAAGGGUUUACUGAGAUGGAGACCAUGAUUGAAACAGGUCGUGCCCCUGGAAAUCUAACAGAGGAUGAGAUGAAGCAGUUGGCGAAGAGUGUGAGGAUGGCUAUCUAUGUAACAAACACAGCUAACAUCGUGCUCUUUGCAGCAAAGGUUUUUGCUUCUAUUGAGAGCAAAUCAUUGGCGGUUAUUGCCUCAAUCUUGGCUCCACUCUUUGAUCUCUUGUGGGGAUUUAUAUUGUGGUUUACAUCUCAUGCUAUGCAAAACCCAAACCAGCAUCGGUAUCCAAUUGGAAAGAAACGGAUGCAGCCAGUGGGAAUCAUUAUUUUUGGAUCUUUCGGAUUACAAGUACUGUUUCAGGCAGCUCAACAAUUCAUUACAAAGUCUGUGCCUGAAAAGGAUCCUCAGAAGGAGAAAUGGAUAAUUGGAAUAAUGACAUCUGUAACUUUGGUGAAGUUUAUGCUCGCGGUCUAUUGUCGAAGGUUUAAAGAUAAAAUUGUUAGAGCCUAUGCUGAACAUCAUUUUUCUGAUGUUAAAACCAAUUUGAUCAGUUUGGCAGCAGUUGUCCUGGCCAGUCGAUACUAUUGGUGGAUUGAUCCUACUGGAGCUAUUAUAAUACUAUUAUAUACAAUGAAUACAUGGAAGAAGACGUUCUUUGAGAAUUUAUUUGCCCUAAUUGGAAGGACAGCACCACCUGAAUUUUUGGGAAAGCUAACAUAUCUGAUAUGGAACCACCAUGAAGAUAUCAAGAAAAUUGACACAGUAAGAGCAUACACAUUUGGUUCUGAUCAUUAUUUUGUGGAGGUUGACAUAGUUUUGCCACAAGACAUGGUUCUGAGCAAAACGCAUGACAUUGGUGAGACACUGCAAGAGAAGCUGGAGCAACUCCCUGAAGUUGCGAGAGCUUUUGUGCAUAUAGAUUCCGAGUAUACUCACAGGCCUGAACACAAGACCAUGGUUUGAUGACAAAGAUGAUGAUGACAAUUGUAAUGAUCAGAGCUCAGCCUUGCUAGAGCACAAGGGCCUUCACAUGAGUUGCUGAUAUAAUUAAUAUGUGAUGCAAUAUUUUAUUGUAAUGACAAGUAUACAAUUUACCAUCUGAUGGCUUAACUCCACUAAUCAUGAAGUAUCUCUCUUAUUUAUUUAGUUGGCCUGAACACAAGACCACAGUUUUAUGAAGAUGACAAUUGUACUGAUCAGAUCUCAGCCUUCGACAAUGAUGAUGAUGGCAAUUGUAAUGAUCGGAGCCCAGCCUUGCCAGAGCACAAGGGCCUUCAAAAUUCAAAUGGGUUGCUGAUGGCUUAACUCCACUAAUCAUGAACUAUCCCUCUUAUUUAUUUACUAGGCCUGAAAUGGCGAUGACGAUUGUACUGAUCAGAGCUCAGCCUUCGACGAUGAUGAUGAUGGCAAUUGAAAUGUCAGAGUUCAGCCUUGACAGAGCACAAGGGCCUUCAAAAUUCAAAUGGGUUGCUGAUUUAGUUAACAUGUGAUGCAAUAUUUUUGUAAUGACAAGUACAAAAUUUACCAUCUGAUGGCUUAACUCCACUAAUCAUGAAGUAUCCCUCUUAUUUAUUUAGUAGAUGGAGAUUCAUUAAACAGUUGAUUUUGUCCUUAAUAUGCAACCAUUUUUCUUUCAAUGCAAGAUGAUAAAAUUUUGGAUUGCAUUAGUUUACCCUUCAGGACAAACUUCAUUCUAGUCAUGCUAAUGCAGAAAUCCUUCAUUUA